Molecule: messenger RNA, 1728 nt
Organism: Episyrphus balteatus (marmalade hoverfly)
Lineage: Eukaryota; Metazoa; Arthropoda; Insecta; Diptera; Syrphidae
Product: cytochrome P450 6g1-like
Exons: 3
Coding region: 9-1562 (517 amino acids)
Biological process (GO): response to DDT; insecticide catabolic process
Molecular function (GO): iron ion binding; monooxygenase activity; oxidoreductase activity, acting on paired donors, with incorporation or reduction of molecular oxygen
Source: RefSeq, a predicted model, not a curated record
UCACCAAAAUGAUCUCUCUUACCGAAUUUUUGGUGUUAAUUAUUUCGAUCUUAGUUCCUGUUUAUUUUUGGAAAAAGUACAAUUUGACAUAUUGGCGAAGAAAAAAUGUUGCAUUCGUUGAACCAAAUAUUUUACUCGGUAAUCUUUAUGACAUUUUAAAAUUGUCACAAAGUUGUGCUGAAAAUUUGCAAGAUUUGUAUAAUCACAAGAACGCCGAAGAUCAAUCAGUUCUUGGAGUUUAUAUUUUAAACAAACCUGCCUUGUUAAUUCGUGAACCAGAAUUGAUAAGAUCAAUUCUUGUGAAGAAUUUUAAUAAAUUCUCAAAUCGUUAUGCUACAACAGAUGAUAAAGGUGAUACUUUGGGAUCGGGAACAUUGUUCUUCAUCAAAAAUCCUCAUUGGAAGGAAUUGCGUACAAAGUUGACACCAGUUUUUUCAAGUGGCAAAAUUAAACAAAUGUUUCCAUUAAUGCAGGAUGUUGGAGACGAGUUGGAUAAGUACCUGUGUAAAUUUGAAGUUGAUAAAGAUAACAGUUUCAUUCAGGAGGUUAAAGAAGUUUGUGCUCUUUAUACCACAGAUGUGAUAGCAACAGUUGCAUUUGGUAUUCAAGCUAAUAGUCUUCGGGACCCUGAAGCCGAUUUUCGACGAAAUGGUCGAACAAUAUUUCAUUUCACCUAUCUUAGAGCUAUCGAAUUCGUUACAGUAUUUUUCGUUCCAUAUAUUGCAAAAUUACUAAAAUGCAAAGUAUUUCCAAAAGAAUCAGCGAAAUUUAUUCGAACUACCAUUAACUAUGUUAUGGAUGAAAGAAUCAAAAGUGGAAACACUCGUAACGAUUUGAUAGAUGUUCUAAUAGCUUUUAAAAAAUCAGCUGAGCUUGAAAAUGAUACUGAUCAUUUAGCUAUGAACAAUGAGAUUUUAGUCGCACAAGCGGGAAUAUUCUUUAUUGCCGGCUAUGAGACUUCUUCAGCAACAAUGUCAUUUUGUUUGUAUGAAUUAUCAAAGUAUCCUGAAAUACAGAAAAAAUUGCGAGGGGAGAUUCGAGAUGCUUUGAUAAAAACUGAUGGCAAUAUUACUUAUGAAACUCUCAAUGAAAUGGAAUACUUGAAUAUGGUAAUCAUGGAGGUCUUAAGACUGUAUCCCCCACUUCCGUUCUUAGAUCGAACUUGUACAUUGCCAAGUGGAGAAAAGGAAUUCUCAUUUAAACCAGAGUUAGACUUGGAUAUACCAAAUCAUAUGGGAGUAUUUAUUCCAGUGUUUGGUAUUCAAAGAGAUUCUAAGUUCUUUCCAAAUCCUGACCAGUUUGAUCCUGAAAGAUUUUCAGCCGAAAAUAAGUCGAAUAUUAAACCUUUUACUUACAUGCCUUUUGGCUUGGGACCACAUAGUUGUAUUGGAGAGCGUUUCGGACUUGUUCAAGCGAAAAUUGGUCUCAUCAAUGUUCUCAGGAGUCAUUAUGUAACUGACUGUGAUAAGUCACAUAGUAAAAUGAUAUUCGAUCCCAAAGCUAUGAUCAUUCAAUCGAAGGGUGGUAUAUUUUGUAAAUUUGUUAGAGAUCCUCUUAUUUAGAUUUUAAGAAAAGUCUGUUUGUAGACAUAUACAUUUAUGAAGUACUUAAGGUACACAUGUACAUUUUUUGUUUAAAAAAAAACUUUGUUUUUAAUUUGGAAUUACAUAAACAUAUGAUUAAGGAAAAAUUUUGUUUUCAUAAGACGACACUUCAUUAAACUGAAGA